This is a messenger RNA of Scaptodrosophila lebanonensis, 1606 nucleotides long. RefSeq names its product tryptophan--tRNA ligase, cytoplasmic (gene TrpRS). Gene Ontology annotation, biological process: tryptophanyl-tRNA aminoacylation. NCBI's taxonomy places the organism in Eukaryota, Metazoa, Arthropoda, Insecta, Diptera, Drosophilidae. Gene Ontology annotation, molecular function: tryptophan-tRNA ligase activity; ATP binding. The coding region runs from base 153 to 1439 and encodes 428 amino acids. The transcript has 5 exons. The record is from RefSeq and is a predicted model, not a curated record. Gene Ontology annotation, cellular component: cytoplasm.
GUUUGAGUAUUGCGGUGUUGCCACCUGUUACAAAAACUGCACUCCAAUUGGCAGUUCAGGCGCACAUGUGAAAGGGCCGAUUGUAGUAGCCAGUAUUAUUCGCCACUUAAAUACGCUUACAACCUAUUUAAAAAUAGUUAAUAUUAAAAUAAAUGGCAGACACAAAGCAAGCGAUUGUCCAGGGCGUUGAUGCGCUAACAUUGAAUGGGAAGGUGGACUCCGACUCCGUAGAAACGGCUGCAGACGCUCAAGCGCAAGAAGCAACAACAACGGAUGAUGUCGUGGAUCCGUGGAACGUCACAAGCACCAACGAUGCAGGCGUUGAUUACGAUAAGUUAAUAAAACGCUUUGGCUCAAGCAAAAUCGAUGAUGAGCUUAUCGCCCGCUUCGAAAAAGUCAGUGGCAAGCCAGCGCAUCAUUUUAUCAGACGCGGCAUAUUCUUUUCGCAUCGUGACUUACACACCAUCUUAACACUUCGCGAGCAAGGCAAGCCAUUCUAUUUGUACACUGGACGAGGCCCUAGUGCGGGAUCCUUGCACAUGGGCCAUUUGAUACCUUUCGCCAUGACCAAAUGGCUACAGGAGACAUUCGAUGUGCCUUUGGUCAUACAACUAACUGAUGAUGAAAAGGCUUUGUGGAAAGAUUUAAAAGUUGAAGAAGCCAUUAAACUGGCGCGUGAGAAUGCCAAGGAUAUUGUUGCUAUGGGCUUUGAUGUUAAUAAGACAUUCAUUUUCAACAACUUGGAGUUCAUGGGAAAAUGCCCAGCAAUGUACCAGAAUGUCAUACGGAUACAAAAGUGUGUCACUUUCAACCAAGUUAAAGGUAUUUUUGGCUUCGGUGACUCUGAUAUUAUUGGCAAGAUUGGCUUUCCUGCCGCUCAAGCGGCGCCAGCCCUAUCUAGCACAUUUCCAUUCAUAUUCGGAAAUAAAAAGAUGCACUGUCUAAUACCGUGCGCCAUCGACCAGGAUCCAUACUUCCGCAUGACACGCGAUGUAGCGCCACGCCUGGGCUUUCCAAAAUGCGCACUCAUACACUCGACAUUCUUUCCAGCGCUUCAAGGCGCCAAGACGAAAAUGUCGGCAAGUGAUCAGAAUUCGGCCGUCUUUCUCACUGAUACUCCGAAGCAGAUCAAAAACAAGAUCAACAAAUAUGCCUUCUCAGGCGGACGGACUACAGUAGAGGAGCAUAGGGCCCUGGGCGGUAUUCCGGAUAUCGAUGUGGCCUAUCAGCUGUUGAAAUUUUUCCUCGAGGACGACGAGAAGUUGGAAGAAGUGCGUGUGGCAUACAGCAAAGGAGAAAUGCUAACAGGCGAAAUAAAGAAAUUGGCUAUUGAGACUUGCACGCCAAUUGUGGAGCAACAUCAGGCAGCUCGUAAGCUCAUCACCGACGAAGUGCUGGAUAAAUACUUUGAGAUACGACCCUUGACCUUUGGCAGUUAGUUAAAAAUGCAACAGGCUUAAAGCUCGUUGCAUAUUUAAUAUCCAUUAUACUCGCUAUUUAUUGUAUAUUCAAACCACAAUUUAUAUUUUUUUAUUUAUGUAUGAACAAGAAAAACAGCAAACGGAAUGUAAACAAAUUAAUAAACGGCUUCAGUUUUCAAACGCAA